AUGGAGCGCACGGGAAAGAUCUUUUUCUACGAGGACAAGAACUUCAAGGGUCAUCACUAUGAGUGCAGCGGCGACUGUCCCGAGCUCAACGCUCACUUCCAGCGCUGCAACUCGGUCCGGGUGGAGGGCGGCUCCUGGGUCAUCUACGAGAGGCCCCAAUACAUGGGCUACCAGUACGUCCUCGUGAGAGGGGAGUACCCCGACUACCAGGGCUGGAACGGCUUCAACGACACCAUCCGCUCCUGCCGGCUCAUCAGACAUUCUUCUAGCAUGCACAAGAUCCGCAUCUACGAGCAUCCAGACUUCAGUGGCCAGAUGGUCGAGAUAAGCGAGGAUCUGCCCAACCUGGUGGACCGCUGGCGCUACCGGGACGUUCUCUCGGCCCAGGUCCAGGACGGAGUCUGGGUUUUAUACGAGCACCCGAACUACAGGGGGCGCCAGUACCUGCUGGAGAAGGGCGAGUACAGGCGGCAGGCAGAGUGGGGGGCCCUCCAUCCGUCUGUGGGCUCCAUUAGACGGGUCGUGGACUCCUCUUGA
Messenger RNA from Cyclopterus lumpus (lumpfish), 537 nucleotides. Its product is annotated as gamma-crystallin M2-like. The transcript is spliced from 3 exons. Lineage: Eukaryota; Metazoa; Chordata; Actinopteri; Perciformes; Cyclopteridae. Gene Ontology annotation, molecular function: structural constituent of eye lens. Gene Ontology annotation, biological process: visual perception; lens development in camera-type eye. The coding region runs from base 1 to 537 and encodes 178 amino acids. The record is from RefSeq and is a predicted model, not a curated record.